Molecule: messenger RNA, 339 nt
Organism: Symbiodinium sp. CCMP2456
Lineage: Eukaryota; Dinophyceae; Suessiales; Symbiodiniaceae
Source: the annotation of a GenBank genome assembly
GCUCCCAAGCUGCGCGCCUCGGCGUCGAGGCCGGCUGGCGCGCUGUGUCCUUGGCAGGUGAAGCCUUUACGAACACACGCGACCUUGUGGCGAGGAUUCAGGCCAUGAAAGCGGACGGUGCCACCACGGUGGCUGCUGUUUUUGCUGCACCGCAGAGCCCCGACAAUGGGGCUGCGAUGGAGGUGGUGGCAGAGGGAGACGGUGAGAAGCGGCCGGCACCAGCCGAGGAGUUUCGCGAGAUCACCAUGGACCUGUCACAGCCUUUGGGCAUUAGCUUCACUGACGACGUCGUGGCGAAGGAAGUGAAGGAGGGCUCCCAAGCCGAGAAGCUGGGAGUAG